This is a messenger RNA of Acanthosepion pharaonis, 1605 nucleotides long. Lineage: Eukaryota; Metazoa; Mollusca; Cephalopoda; Sepiida; Sepiidae. The record is from the annotation of a GenBank genome assembly.
AUGUCUGGUGAUGACAGGCGGCGGAAGGAACCGGAGGCCUACACUUCGGUUGUUGAGGGUUUAAAACGACUUUAUAAAACUAAACUUUACCCUCUCGAGGAACAUUACAAAUUCCAUGAUUUCCACUCCCCAAUGCUCGAUGACCCUGACUUUGAUGCCCGUCCUAUGAUUUUACUGAUCGGCCAAUAUUCCACGGGGAAAACUACAUUUAUUCGUUAUCUACUCGAGCAAGAUUUUCCCGGUAUCCGGAUCGGACCCGAACCUACAACUGACCGGUUUAUAGCUGUUAUGAUUGGUGAUAAUGAAGGCAUCAUACCGGGAAAUGCCCUCGUGGUCGACACUAAAAAGCAGUUCCGACCCCUUUCCAAGUUUGGAAAUGCUUUUCUCAACAGAUUCCAAUGUUCCAUGUUAAAGAAUCCUGUUUUGGAUAGCAUCAGUAUUAUAGACACGCCCGGGAUCCUAUCUGGUGAGAAACAGCGUAUAGAUCGUGGCUAUGACUUUGCCGGUGUCUUGGAAUGGUUUGCUGAGCGAGUGGACCGUAUUAUACUGCUGUUUGAUGCUCACAAGUUAGACAUAUCCGAUGAGUUUCGACGUGCAAUUGAGGCCAUCAAGGGAUACGAUGAUAAAAUCCGUAUUGUGCUCAACAAAGCUGACAUGGUUGACCACCAGCAGUUGAUGCGGGUAUAUGGGGCGCUGAUGUGGUCGUUGGGCAAAGUGCUCAACACCCCAGAAGUGGCCCGCGUCUACAUUGGCUCAUUCUGGGACCAGCCAUUGCAAUUUGACAUGAACAGGAAAUUAUUUGAGCUUGAGGAGAAAGAUUUAUUUAGAGAUCUUCAAAGUCUACCCCGAAAUGCAGCACUUCGAAAACUCAAUGAUUUGAUCAAAAGAGCCCGACUAGCAAAGGUGCACGCCUACAUUAUCAGCCAGCUCAAAAAAGAAAUGCCCUCCGUGUUUGGUAAGGACACCAAAAAGAAGGAACUAAUCCACCGAUUAGGAUCAAUCUAUGAACAGCUGCAGAGAGAACACCAAAUCUCCCCCGGAGACUUUCCAAACCUGAAGCGCAUGCAAGAGCAGCUCCAGCAUCAUGAUUUCAACAAGUUUCACCCACUCAAACCAAAACUCUUGGAGGUUGUUGACCAGAUGUUGGCUGAAGACAUUGCCAAGCUUAUGCAAAUCAUACCACUUGAGGAUUCAGUUGGAUCAUCCGAAGAGCUUGACAGCAGUGCUAACACCGUGAAAGGUGGAGCCUUUGAAGGUUACAAUGACAGUCCAUUUGGCUAUGGACGUGGUGAAGGUGUUGAUCAGGGCCGGGGUGAAACAGAAUGGAUUGUUGCCCGGGAGCGCUAUGACUAUGAUGACAUCUUUGACACAUUAAAUCCAAUAGAUGGUAAGAUCACUGGAAGCAGUGCUAAGAAAGAAAUGGUCAAGUCAAAGCUGCCAAAUUCAGUUUUGGGGAAGAUUUGGAAGCUGGCCGAUGUUGAUAAGGAUGGCAUGCUAGAUUCGGAUGAAUGGGCGUUGGCUAACCAUCUCAUUAAAAUAAAACUGGAAGGACAUGACUUGCCCACAGAAUUACCAGACCAUCUUGUGCCCCCAUCAAAACGAUAG